CCGGAUCUACUUUAAAGAAUCCUCAAUGUAUCCUGUUUUUCUAUUUGUUUUUUUUUUUAAAUUUGAUUUGCGGAAUCUCUGCAUUGUCCCAAUGACUAAAUAAAAUAAAAAUAAUAAUAAUAAGGAAGUUCUCUUGACCUCGGGAGAAAGAGCAAUGAAGACUUAAAAAAAAACAAAAAACAGUCAUUCUAGGAGAGCAUAUUGUUGUCCAUCCCGCCUUCUUCUCCACUUCCUCCUCAUUUUUGUAGUUUUUACUCGGGUCCUGCUUGCCACGCACACACGCACGCACGCACACACAGGAGAAGAACAUUGGAGAGCAGCUGAGUGUUAUCCGUGGGUGGUUUAUCUCUUUGUUGAACUGCUGGAUAAACAAAAGUGGUCUUUAUCAACAGUUGCCAUGGAAACUACUUCUCUCUUCCUCUCUUCGCUUCUUGUGUGUGUCGCUGCUGUCGCAGACGUCGAUGUUCAGGAUGAACCUGAGAAGGAGGAAAACCCUUUUGUCUAUGACUACGAGAGCCUGAGGAUUUGUGGACUGGCUUUAGCUGUGGUGCUGUUCACGCUGGGAAUUCUGCUUAUUCUCAGUCGACGGUGCCGCUGCAGUAUCAGCCAGAAACCCAGGGCCCCCGGGGAUGAAGAGAAGCAGGAGGAAAAUCUCAUUGUCUCCAAAGCCACAGCAGCUGCCAAAGAGACUCCGGCGGAAAACUGAGGCAGCUCCUCUGCCAUCAGCUCCCACUGCCUUCUGAUCUUAUUUGACAUGAAUCCACUGCAUCAUAGCUAUAACUGUUAGUGGUGACACAACAAGGUAAGGGUAUAAUAAAAUGUGUACAGAAAUCAUAUAUACCCUUAAGACAAAUGUUUAGCGCGUUGUGCUUUGUCGUGGCUGUCCUCAGUGCUCUUGUCUCUUCUUGUGCUUUCAUGUAGAUGUCUCUCACUUUGAUUAUACUGUCAAAUUGUCUACACUGUCUCAGCUUCUGUAAUCGCACCUUGGACACAAGAUGGUCUUUAAGCUAGAAAGUGUGUCUGUGUGGGGUGGUUUUUUACUUCCAGUUACUGCUUCUUAGAGUUUAGCCUUUUUGGUAGCACUUUACAAUCACAAAUGUGCUUAAGGAUGGUUUAUAAAGGAGUUAUAAACAUAUUAUUAAGCCUUAAUAAACUACCAGAUGAUGUUGAAUCACCGUGCUUGUUGUGCAGCAAGCACAACAAGCAAAAUUUUACCAUAGAAUUUUACGGUAAACAGUAAAUUUUACCAUCAAUGCUGAACAAUAGUAAACAUGUCUCUUGGACUUAUUUUAUUUUAAAAAAAAUGUGAAAGCCCGUGCUAUCCCGAUAGGUAGAGCUCCUGCUGAUUGGUUGAUACACCACUUGUCCCCAAGUGGACUGUAAUAUUACUAAAACCUAACAGAAAGCCGAAACAUGCUGUCCCUAUUGGUGGCGCUGUAUCUGCUGGAGCUGCUUGGUCAUCACACCACUAUGCCUUAAUACAAUUGGCAUGUCAAGGUAAAAUUGCUAAUAAAUUAUUGUAUCUGCAUCUUUUUUGGAUGCCCUGCUAUUGCUUGCCACAUGCACUGUAAUGGGCGAGUGGACAGUAAGACCCAAAUGCAGUACGCCGGACUACUGGACAAGUGGGGAAGGAUUUAUAAAUUGUGACAGGUCCACUUUAUUCACAACUGUAAUUCACUGAGAGCAGGAUGGGGAAACACACUUUGUUGCAGUGGUAGCAGAAUUUCAAACAGCCAUAUGGACAGGCAAACAAGCGCAGGCAGAACUCGUCGGGGCGAAAGGCUGGGAGGAUUUGAUGAUACAAUGAUGAGCUUGGGGAGUCUUGCUGGGAUGCAAAUCAAAACAAUGUGACAAUGAGUGAGUCAUAUGUGGAUUACAAUUUGAAAUUUUGGUUCAGACUUGAGCAAGCAUCAUGGAACUUGACAUGCUUGAUUUGCUUUCGCGAGCCACAUAAUAUGAUGUGGCGGCCAGAUCCUGCCCCCGGGCCUUGACUUUGACACCUGUGUUGUUAUUGAAUAAGUGUUAGAAGUCAUUUAUAAUUGUUUAUUAAGGCUUUAUAAUGACUAACUGUCAGCAUGUGUGAAUUCUUCAUAAGUGUCGCGUGUCACUGGAUGUAUUUAUUUAUUUAAUUAUUUAUUUAGAUGUUGUCACUCGUCCUUGAAAAUGUCUGUCGUAAAAAGUAAUAAUUAUAUAUACAGUAUAUAUAGUCUAUACUGUGUAUAUAUAAAUAUUAGUAUUUAAAAGUACAGCUAGCUGUCAGACAACUACAUAGUUGAUAUGUAUGGAAGUGUGCGUCUUGACAAAUGCAUACAUGUGGAUACAUGCAUGUAUGUGUGGAAGUGUGAUGAAGGAGACAAUCGGACCUGCUUACAUCCACUGCAGUAAUUUGACAAGAUUGUGGAAUUUACUGCAUCAGCUCUCUCACUGCCACCCCCUCAUUGUCCCUCCGUUGGUUCUUACAGGAACAUCAAGUCCACUCUCUUUUUCUUUUGUAUUCAUCUAAUACAUUUGUUUGGCCAUUUAAGGUCACUAACCAAAACGAAACAUCCCCUGCGAGACUUUCACUCAUCUGAAGUGUUUUGAAGAGACAAACCCUUUGUCCAUUCGCCGCAUGGGGCCUUGGUGUGUUGCAACAUGUCGUGCUUUUGGCAUAUAAUAUGAAUAAAUCUGUCUGAAGACUC
Hippocampus zosterae (dwarf seahorse) is the source of this 2681-nucleotide messenger RNA. It is a transcript of the gene fxyd6, whose product is annotated as FXYD domain containing ion transport regulator 6. NCBI's taxonomy places the organism in Eukaryota, Metazoa, Chordata, Actinopteri, Syngnathiformes, Syngnathidae. Gene Ontology annotation, cellular component: membrane. Gene Ontology annotation, biological process: regulation of sodium ion transmembrane transporter activity. Gene Ontology annotation, molecular function: sodium channel regulator activity. The coding region runs from base 398 to 706 and encodes 102 amino acids. The transcript is spliced from 8 exons. The record is from RefSeq and is a predicted model, not a curated record.